CUAGGGAGAAUACGGCGGCGCGGCGGCCGGGCUGGGCGGUUUCCCGCCGCGGCCGGUGAAUGAGUCCGACUGCGCUGCCGCCGCCGCCCUGGUGGAAGCAGCAGCCUCCGCCCCCACCCCAGACCCGGAGCCUCCGCGCCGAGACCCCGGCGAGCCCGCGGGACAGCCUCAGCCUCGGGACAUCACCCCUGGCAGACGCUGCGCGCUCCUGGCCUCCUGCGCUGCCCCCAUGAAGAAGACCAACAUGUGGUUCCUGGAGCGGCUGCGGGGGUCCGGGGAGAACGGCGCGGCGGGGGGCGAGGCGGGAGACAAGGCCUCCAAGGGGCCCCUGUACAGCAACGUGCUCACGCCCGACAAGAUCCCCGACUUCUUCAUCCCCCCCAAGCUGCCGGCCAGCCCCGCGGAGCCGGAAGGGCCGGCGGAGCAGGGCCCGGCCGCCGAGCCGACCCCGGCCGCGGCUUCGCCCCGCCGCGCCCCGCGGAGCCCCCGGCUGCCCGCCAAGCUGGCGGCCGAGAGCAAGAGCCUGCUGAAGGCGGCCACCCGGCAUGUGAUCCAGAUCGAGAGCGCCGAGGACUGGCCGGCCGAGGAGGCCGCCACCAACGCCGACCCCCAGGCGCAGGGGGCCAUGUCCCUGCCCUCCGUGCCCAAGGCGCACACGUCCUACGGCUUCGCCACGCUGGCCGAGAGCCCGCACACGCGGCGCAAGGAGUCCCUGUUCCACAGCGAGCACGGCGCCCUGGCCCAGGUGGGCUCCCCGGGGGCGCGGCGCCGCAAGGGGGGCGGCAAGGCCAACGGGGGCGACGGCGCGUCCCGGGAGGCGGGCGGCGCGCUCAUGAGCCCCAGCCGCUACUUCAGCGGCGGGGAGAGUGACACGGGGUCCUCGGCCGAGUCGUCCCCGUUCGGGUCCCCGCUGCUCUCGCGCUCCGUGUCGCUGCUCAAAGGCUUCGCCCAGGACAGCCAGGCCAAGGUGAGCCAGCUCAAGCACUCGGUGGGCCGCCACGGCUCCCUGUCGGCGGACGACAGCACGCCCGACACCAGCCCGGGCGCCCGGCGCCGCCUCACUCGCCGGGCCGCCCCGGAGCCGGGCGGCGCGGAGCCGGGCCCGGUGCCCCGCGCGGAGCACGCGGUGCGCAUGGGCCCGCGGGGCAGCGUGCGGCUGCUGGCCGAGUACGAGGCGGCCCAGGCGCGGCUGCGGGUGCGCCUGCUGGCCGCCGAGGGUCUGUACGACCACCUCUGCGAUGCCCGAAGCAUCAACUGCUGCGUGGGCCUGUGCCUGGUCCCCGGGAAGCUCCAGAAGCAGCGCAGCACCAUCAUCAAGAACAGCCGCCACCCCGUCUUCAACGAGGACUUCUUUUUCGACGGCCUCGGGCCGGCCAGCGCCCGGAAACUGGCCCUCAGGAUCAAGGUGGUCAACAAGGGCAGCAGCCUCAAGCGGGACACGCUGCUGGGGGAGAAGGAGCUGCCCCUGACCUCCCUGCUCCCCUUCUUGUAAAGGCCCCUGGCUGCCCACCCUCCGUGCCUCCCGCAGGUGCCCAGGGGAGACCCACCUCCCCUCCCCACUCGGAUUCCGAGGGCGGGUGGCAGGAGGCUCAUUGGCUGCGCCAGGGGCCAGGGGGAGGAGGAGGUGGGUUUAAACUCAGGCUGGGCCGGCCGGAUGCUGCAGCUGCGGCGGGGGGCUCUCCUGGGAUGCUGCAUGGUGACCAGGAUACUGCUUUUCAGGGACUAAGUUAUGUGGAGGAGGAGAAGAGGGGGCUGCCAGGGAAGAGAAGGCCAUUUGCAGGCCUGAGCGCUACCCCUGAGCCCCCAGUUCCAUGUCCCUCGGUGUGGUCUCACCACUGACAGAGUUCAGGUGGCUGGGAACCUGUGCCAGGAGGUGGCCGAGGUGGAUGGAAGACCUCGAGGUCUCCAGCCCUGAGCCUGGGCGGAAUCUUUUCCUGUGUGGCACGAGUGUCCUCAUCCCCCAGGUCUGCCAGACGCCCCCCCCCCCCCGCCCCCACCAAAUCAGUGCCAGGCCCCAGGUUCUGCCGCCAGUGCCCCAUGGGGCUGUGGGAGGCAGCAGAGCGGAGGAGCUCAUGGUGCAGGAAAUCCCAGAGGAUGAAAAUGGGAACAAUGAUGGGAACAAUGGCUCUGCUUCUGUCCCUGGAGCCAGACAGCCCUCCCGGGGCCGUUUCCCUCCGGCACCUUCUUGGCUUGCUUUUCGGGCACAGGCCAGCCUGGCUGGUCCACUGCAUCUGCUUGGGAGCCCUGGUGCUGCUGGGGUUCUGGAGCCUCCCUCCCCUGGAGAGGGAUGCUCUGAAAGCACCAGAGGGCAGCCCAUGACUCCCAUCCCCCCUCCCUCCCAUGCUACCCCCCUCCGCCCUCCCCCGCCCAGCACCCUUGGCAACUGGACACCAGGGAGUGAUGCCCAGUGACUGAUGGCUGUGGCUUUUACUCCACGUGUGUAAAUAGGUUUUGGUUAGGGCAGGUAGGAUAAAGGGACAAAGGGGCGGGCUGGGUGUGUGUGUGUGGGGUACCCUGGUGUGACUUUUCAUGCUGCUAGGGGGCUGCAUAGCCUUGCUUAAUUUUUGAGGAGGUUUUCCAGCUCAGAGAAACAAAUGGUACAGUUUGAAGCAGGGGCAAGCUCCGCCAGGCCAGCUCUGCUCCUGCAUUUCUCCUGGGCUGCCUGCUGGGCAUGGAUGGACGAGGGCAGCGCAUUGAAUCCUGGGGUGCCCCUCCCUGUUCAAACAUUGUCCCUCUUGACUCUAGGUUUCCCAGCCCCACGAGGGGUGAGGUGAAGAGGCAGAUUUCCCUCAGGGCUGGGGAAAGCACCAGUGCACCCUGUGCUGAGAUAGAGGGGCCCUUGGAGCUGGGGUUCCUUUUAGUGCCCCCUUUGGUCUUUGUCCUGUGCCUGCUCCUUCAUGCUCCUGCUCCUGCCUUCAUAGGGGCUCCCCCUUCACUCUGGAACUUGGAGACCACCAGGGCCAGGCUUGUGGGCAACAGAGGGCCCUGCAAGGAGCUAGAUGCUUGGAGCUCAUACCCCUCCUGUUCUUUCUGACCCUGACCUCCCCCCCCCCCCC
Messenger RNA from Myotis myotis, 3056 nucleotides. It is a transcript of the gene C2CD4C, whose product is annotated as C2 calcium dependent domain containing 4C. Lineage: Eukaryota; Metazoa; Chordata; Mammalia; Chiroptera; Vespertilionidae. The transcript has 2 exons. The coding region runs from base 230 to 1492 and encodes 420 amino acids. The record is from RefSeq and is a predicted model, not a curated record.